AGCUACAAUACAGAAGUGCUCUGUAGCAGAGCAGCGCAGCUGCCUCAGUCCUGUCCCCAGCUUAGCAACCCUACUCCAUGACCUGUGGAGAGGGACCUUUGUGUCAUGACAUGCCUGUGAAAACUGCCCUAUUCCAGGUAGUGUACAACCAGCUAUGGAGCAGCAGGCCCAGAUUCUGAAGAGCUUCCUGACUGACCUGGAGAGACAGGAGACUGUGGCUGAGGAGGCACCUAACGGCAUUGCUGGGGAGUUUGCGAGGUUGAAAAGUCAGUCAACAAAGUACCGCACCGACAAGACCUACCCUUCCAAAACAGCAGAAAAGCAGGAGAACAUCAAGAAGAACCGAUACAAAGACAUUCUGCCAUUUGACCACAGCAGAGUAAAGCUUACUCUUGUCACAUCUAAAAAUGACACAGACUACAUCAACGCCAGUUUCCUCAAGGGAGUGUCAAACUCCAGGGCCUACAUUGCUACUCAGGGUCCUCUGCCUCACACAGUAGUCGACUUCUUGAGGAUGCUUUGGGAAUACAAGAUAGAGGUCGUAGUCAUGGCCUGUCGAGAGUUUGAGAUGGGAAAGAAAAAGUGUGAGGUUUACUGGCCACAAAAACAAGAGGACACAUUUGUUUGUGAGCCUUUUAAAGUUUAUUGUGACUCUGAAGAAAGUAAAGGAGACUAUCUGACAAGGAUGUUAACGCUGACGUAUCACAAUAGCUCCCGAACUUUGAAACAGCUGCACUAUGUCAACUGGCCAGAUCACGGAGUACCGGACUCCAUACCUCCGAUUCUGGACAUGUUGGAUGAAAUGCGUUCUUAUCAAGCCCAUGAUGACAUCCCUAUUUGCAUCCACUGCAGUGCUGGCUGCGGGAGAACAGGAGCCCUGUGUGUCAUUGAUUAUACUUGGAACCUUCUAAAGAAACAGAUGAUCGCUUCAGGUUUCAGUAUCUACGAUUUAGUUCAAAGCAUGAGAACCCAGAGGCCAUCUAUAGUUCAAACCAAGGAACAAUAUGAACUUGUCUACAGAACCAUCAAGUUACUAUUUCAGAGAUAUUUGCAGUCUGUAGAUGAACAGACCAGCAGAAAUAAGGUGACAGCAGUCCAGUCGGCAAUCUCUGAAAAUGAGGUUUUUAUCCCAAGUGAGGAGUCUGAUUUGUUGCCACAAUUUCAGUAUCUGUUUACUGAGGAGAGGGCUUUUCUAUCACAGUACAACAGUCCACUGGCUUUAUCAGAAAACCUACUGUCCUUGAACACCGAGGACAUGCAGACAGACUGGCAACAAUGGCAUCUAUAUCAGACGCCCCCUGAACCUCUGGCAAUGACCCAGGACCAGAAUGUAGGACCCUGGAUGGCACCUAAUCUGGUGCAUACAAAUCAGAGAGUUCCUGCAGUAGAAGAAUUGACAUCACAGAGUGUACUGUCACUGAACCGUCAACCUUCACCAGAUAUAGCAGCAGCCAUUUGUUCAAUGGUGGAGGACCCCUACUUUGACACUGCUUUGAGUUCCCCAUCAUCAGAUGAAGCACCCAUUGGCACUACUGAAGAGACCGGAGAAUGGACAAUGAGCCCUAUCUUCAGCAAGCCCUCAGUUUUUUUGAAUGACCACACUCUGGAGCCCAACUCACCUGCCUCAGAUUCUGUUGAAGUCUAUACUUCCGGGGAAGAGCCUCCUCCGCUACCCGAACGAACCCCAGAAUCCUACAUACUGGCUGUGGAUACAGAGGUUUCAGAUCCUUUUACACGGUUAUCAGUUAUUUCACACGAUGCUGCAGCUGAUGCAGGAACAGAGUUGACUGGCAGUCCCCCCUCACCUGCCCCCCCACUGCCAGAAAGAACCCCAGAAUCUUUUGAGAUGGCCGUUGAUCAAGUUCCUGUGGAGCAGAAGUUAAAGGUCACACCAGCAGCGAACCUAAACGUAAUUGGAAUGUCUUCGGAAUGGUUCGGCAGCUCAAAUCUAGGAGCCGCUGUGGUUCAGAAUGAGAACAAACCCUUUUUGAGGAGUAAGAGUCUGAAAGUAAAAAUGACCUUCACAGCACCAGUAAAUCAUCCCGACCUGUCUUCAAGCACGACUUCAAACGGUGCUUACUCGCUGCCUGUGGACCCAGCCCCGCCCCCACAGCUUCAUAACGCUGAGCGCAGUCUGACGCCUCCCCUCCCAGAGAGAACGCGGCAAUCCUUCAUCCUCGCCACGGAAGAAAUUGAUGAGCCAGCUGCCAUUUGCCCACAACCCUUAGAAAAACUGCAACUCUCAACAAGGGUGGGUAUAUCAUCUGAGUGGGAUGGCACUGCUCAGCCGAAGAACUUGUGCGAUCCUGUCAUGAGCAGGAGCAAGAGUGUUCGACCUAAAAGUUUAAGACAAGAGCCCCCAACUGCAGUUCAGCAGAUUGCUCCACCUACUGUGUUUGGUGCUGAAGGAGGAAGUGCUCAAGUGGAACAGUGUGAUCUGAACCGCAGAGCCUCCCUGAACAACGAGAAACCAGAAAACAAAUCAGACAAAACCAGCGAGAAGGGCAUGAGUAGAACAAAGAGUCUAAAAUUUUUCAAACACAAACAGAGACCAAAAACCUCCCCUCCACCGCCUCCUACUCAACCGGGAGCAGCAUCUCAACCAUGUAGCGUCUUUUCAGUGUUUAAAUUCGGAUUUGGAAACCGUUUUGCAAAGCCAAAAGGCCCCAGGAAAUAUCCAGAGACCUGGGUUUGAGGGACUGACUUCUCUGUAAACAUGAAAACUAGAGUUAUUUUUUUUUAUUAUGGUGGUCAUAAUGACACAUUGCAUUGCUAGAAGAUUUGCCUCAUUGUCUCAAUACUAACUGAUGAUCAAACAGCAUCAGCACAACAGCGCCCCCAACAGAGAAGCCUUGUUACCUGCUCUGAAUAUUUUAUGUACAAUUUAUGAACAAAAAUGGAUUUUAAUAAUUGAAUGGUAGCUUUGAAGAAAAAAAAAAAAGAAAAAAAGAAGCAUGGA
Molecule: messenger RNA, 2959 nt
Organism: Archocentrus centrarchus (flier cichlid)
Lineage: Eukaryota; Metazoa; Chordata; Actinopteri; Cichliformes; Cichlidae
Gene: ptpn22
Product: protein tyrosine phosphatase non-receptor type 22
Exons: 26
Coding region: 155-2695 (846 amino acids)
Biological process (GO): T cell receptor signaling pathway; negative regulation of T cell activation; protein dephosphorylation
Cellular component (GO): nucleus; cytoplasm
Molecular function (GO): non-membrane spanning protein tyrosine phosphatase activity
Source: RefSeq, a predicted model, not a curated record